Molecule: messenger RNA, 603 nt
Organism: Saccostrea cuccullata (small rock oyster)
Lineage: Eukaryota; Metazoa; Mollusca; Bivalvia; Ostreida; Ostreidae
Exons: 2
Coding region: 1-603 (200 amino acids)
Source: RefSeq, a predicted model, not a curated record
AUGUAUCACAGUAAAACAACUGUUGCCACUAAAGAAAAAAUCCGUAAAGACAUGAAUGAAGCGAAUGGUAGUAUAAAAGUGUUAAUAUGCACAAAUGCAGCAGGGAUGGGAGUGAAUUUCCAAAACUUAAGGGAUGGCAGGGAUGGAUCCCCAUCAAAUGAACUGAUUAUCUACAAGGCAAAUCAAUUACAAAAGGUGGAUGAUGAUGUGAUUGAGCUUCUUAAAAGUACUAGUACCUGUAGGCGAAAAAUGCUAAAUGAAGCUUACAUGAAGAAACACACAAGAGAUUGUGAUCACCUCUGUUGUGACAUCUGUGAAUUAAUGUGCAAAUGUCAAAGUGAUGGUUGUCUGUCAAAGCAUUCUGCAAAGGAAACAUUUUUGAAUUUGAGAGAUGAAGAUAAUGAACUAGACAUGAGAAGAGAAAUAGGAGGAGAAGAGAAAGCCAUUGUUCAACAAAGACUUCAGUCAUUGAAGGACAACAUAUUUGAAGGAACCAAAUCUUUCAUUCACAGUGACAUUGUUUCCAGCAAGAUAAUCCCAAUAAUUACAGAAAUAUUCAAUGACAAUGAAAUGUAUGCAUUAGAGGAGAUUAACUCUGAUUAA